Molecule: messenger RNA, 1176 nt
Organism: Ceratina calcarata
Lineage: Eukaryota; Metazoa; Arthropoda; Insecta; Hymenoptera; Apidae
Product: inositol hexakisphosphate kinase 2-like
Exons: 6
Biological process (GO): phosphatidylinositol phosphate biosynthetic process; inositol phosphate biosynthetic process
Cellular component (GO): cytoplasm; nucleus
Molecular function (GO): inositol hexakisphosphate kinase activity
Source: RefSeq, a predicted model, not a curated record
UUACUUAAUCAGAAUACUAUUUGCAAACCAUUAAACUGCAGAGAGCUUGACUUUUAUCAAAACAUUCCACAAGACAUCCAACUUUUUGCCCCAAAAUUUAAAGGUGUUUUACAAGCUGCAAAUAGUGGCGAAGUUACAUUAAACAAACGUUAUAGUCCCAGUUUUAGAGAACAAGAUAACAGACAAGGGCACAGUACAAAUAAAAAAAAGAGGGAAGAUGUAUUAAGAAUGAAAGUUUGUCGUGAUAAUACAUUAACCGGAGCAUUAAAACCAGGAAUGCAUUUGGAUAAUAUACCAAACAGACAGUAUUUUCUUUUGUUGGAGAAUAUAACAUCCCAGUAUUCUCAUCCAUGCAUACUGGAUCUUAAAAUGGGGACCAGGCAGCAUGGUGAUGAUGCAUCUGCUGAAAAACGUAGCAAGCAAAUUGCAAAGUGUGCUGCCAGUACAUCAGCCUCAUUGGGAGUUAGACUAUGUGGAAUGCAGGUUUAUCAAGCUGACACGGAUCAUUACGUGAAAAGAGAUAAAUAUUGGGGGCGGCAAUUAAACGAAGAAGGUUUCAAAGCCGCAUUGUAUCGAUUUUUCCAUAAUGGUUUUUGUUUACGAACGUUGGUUAUUGAAAAAGUAGUGUCGCGGUUAGAACAACUGCGACGCGCUAUCGAAAGACAAAGUAGCUACCGAUUUUAUGCGUGUUCAUUGUUAGUCGUUUACGAGGGUCAAAUGAAUUUUCCACAAUUUGGUAAUUCAUCAUCCGUGUUACAAGUAGACGAAGAGUCGACCAGUUCUAGCGCCGUGAGUGACGGCCCUCAUACGACAGAUGGAUGUUACGACGGUGACAUAAGUAACAGUUCCACAGAGUACAAUGUUUCGAUCGAAGAGGAAAUCGGUAAUACUACUACGUUGCACAAAGGAUUUAACGAAGGGGCCAAAAAUAUCACCGGUUUUUACCCGACAAGGUGUGUAAUCAGUUACUUUCCUUUGUCCGUUAGUGGGUAAACAUUUUGACUGCUUUAAAAAGAAUUGUCGGUCAUUCCGUUUCGAUACGUUGGAAAACUUUAUUUAUAAUGUUAACCUUUAAUGUUGGUAGCGCAUAAAAUAAUUUUUUACAGUAGAUCUUGAAGUUUAGAAUGGGAUAGAUACGCGGGUUACAAUAUGUAUUUAUGAUAUAUCUGUAAUUUU